This is a messenger RNA of Mytilus trossulus (common blue mussel), 292 nucleotides long. RefSeq names its product leucine-rich repeat-containing protein 15-like. The coding region runs from base 45 to 284 and encodes 79 amino acids. NCBI's taxonomy places the organism in Eukaryota, Metazoa, Mollusca, Bivalvia, Mytilida, Mytilidae. Gene Ontology annotation, molecular function: protein binding. The record is from RefSeq and is a predicted model, not a curated record. The transcript is spliced from 4 exons.
AUAACAACAAGAUACAAUCUAUAGAAAGUAAUACGUUCGUCAAUAUGACAAAUUUGUAUAGUCUGCAUCUCUACAACAAUGAAAUAUCUGCAAUAAAACAGUCAGCAUUUAUGAAUCUACCAAACCUCCGUCAACUACAUCUUUAUGACAACAAGAUACAGGCUAUAGAGAGUAAUACAUUUGUCAAUAUGACAAAUCUGUAUGAGCUGUAUCUCUACAACAAUGAUAUAUCUUCAAUAAAACCGUUCGCAUUUGUUAAUCUACCAAGCAUUCGAAACAUGUAAGUAUAUUU